AUGUGCCUUGCUUGUCCGGCUUAUUUGCCGUCGCGGGAUUGGCUAUGCGGAAUAAAGAUCUACAAACCGAACAGCCUUCAAUGUCAGGGCAGCCUGGAGUACACGAUGAAGGCUGUUGGAACGUUGAACAAGGCUGCGGAACUCGGGGAAAGCCAUGUCAUACAAGCCCCUCCGCGAGGCUACGAGAAGGUCGCCGAGGCCGUCUACAACGUCUACCCCAAGAAGCCCGCCGAUACCAUGCCCUCUAAAACCAAGCCAUUUGUAGGGAGAAGGUAUACCGACCUCAACACUCGCUGUAACUGGGUUCGAGAGUCCCAGCAUUCUUUUUACGUUUCCUCUCUGGGUGUCAUUACCACCCCAUCCCAUCUCAACACCAGUAAUAGCAUAUAG
Messenger RNA from Sordaria macrospora k-hell, 390 nucleotides. The record is from RefSeq and is a predicted model, not a curated record. Lineage: Eukaryota; Fungi; Ascomycota; Sordariomycetes; Sordariales; Sordariaceae.